Molecule: messenger RNA, 483 nt
Organism: Dichomitus squalens LYAD-421 SS1
Lineage: Eukaryota; Fungi; Basidiomycota; Agaricomycetes; Polyporales; Polyporaceae
Exons: 1
Coding region: 1-483 (160 amino acids)
Source: RefSeq, a predicted model, not a curated record
AUGGGCGCAUAUGAUGAACUCGCGUCUGCAUCCCCGUCUUCACGAACCGCUUCCCUCACGUUUUCCGACCGGCGGUCAGUGGCAGAUGGUGAUCACACCCACAACGGGAUCGAUGUCAUCUGCAAGAGCCGCAUCUCUCCCCGAGCCAUCUCCGAAUCAUGCGAUACUCCCGACGGCUCAAAGUCGGUCAUGACUUCAGCCGCAGAACACCAUGAUGCGAGUUCACUUCGUACCUCAGUCCGGGCUGUCGUCGAUGACAAGUCGCAGCCAGAAGAGGGCAUGACAUCGAGCUCUCGUAUCCGCACGUCAAGCAGUCGUCCUGCACAGCAGUUCGCCCCUAUAGCACUCCCAGCGAGGUCGCUCGAGCCGAACACGAAGGGGCUAUCGCAGCAGCUUGCCUCGUUGCAGGCGGAGGUCGCGCAGCUUCGGGCACAACAAGAGCUCCUCACUGACGCGCCUCCUCGAUAUGAUGAGGCUCCAUGA